AUGGAAGCUGCAGGAGCCAUCCUAAUCGCAGUCACUAACGUACCCGAGGCAUGCUAUUGGGUAGAGACGUCGAAUGGCAUCUAUGGACAAAACGAAAAAACCCUUAACGAUACAAAGGAGAGCCGUCGGUGGAGCAGUGGAGUAGGUGCUCUAUCAGUGUCGGCCGGAAGCGCUGGUAAGAUAGGAAUCGGUAGUGACAUUGGCGGUAGCAUUCGAAUUCCAUCGUUCAUGAACGGCAUUUUCGGAAUGAAAACAACUCCAGGUUUUUCCUAA
Cooperia oncophora is the source of this 273-nucleotide messenger RNA. The record is from the annotation of a GenBank genome assembly. Lineage: Eukaryota; Metazoa; Nematoda; Chromadorea; Rhabditida; Trichostrongylidae.